AUGGGUGUACUCGCUAGGUGCCAGCUCGCCCGUUUGAUUACUCUCGCGUCCGCAGCCUACCAACUCGCGGCUGCUAUACAAGGUUUCAUUUGGCCAAAGAUCUUCUGGGACUUCCUUACUCCCUCCCUUGAUUUCGCCAUCAAGCCCUUCCCUUUGCUUCAAAUCGCCAACCUACCUACCGACGAGGAGAGGUAUGGAGCACAAUAA
Messenger RNA from Pestalotiopsis fici W106-1, 207 nucleotides. RefSeq lists its product as uncharacterized. NCBI's taxonomy places the organism in Eukaryota, Fungi, Ascomycota, Sordariomycetes, Amphisphaeriales, Sporocadaceae. Bases 1 to 207 code for a protein of 68 amino acids. The record is from RefSeq and is a predicted model, not a curated record. The transcript is spliced from 3 exons.